CGAGUCCCGUAGUUCUCGUAGGGACACGUUUCCAGUACAAGCCUGUCAUUCUGUGAUAGUAGGGCUCGACCACACUCUACCGGUCUUUACGCUCCUCAUCAGUCUAUCCAUCCCUCCUUCCACGCGACUAGCUACCACACAAGUACACCGCGCCCAUGGCAGGCUCUGAGCAGGGCAGAAAGCGUGCGCGCUCAGCAUCAAGGUCACCGUCGCGAUCAAGAUCCCCACCUCGUCAACGAAAGCGCCCCGGCGCCGGAGCUCGACUGUCAGCCGCCGAUCGAGAAGCCGCCCGCAAGCGUCAACUGGAAAGAGAGCAGGAAGCGGAGAGGAAAGCACAGCACGAGGCUGCCCAACGAGGUGUACACGAUGUCGUCAAGCAGCAUUACAACAUGGUCCCCGAGCGAGGUCGUGAAUGGCGCCAAACAGACAGCAAAAUCAAGGGACUGCGCAGCUUCAACAACUGGGUCAAGUCCUCCAUUAUUCAGAAAUUUAUCGGCGACGAGCGCAACUUGAGGAUAUUGGACAUAGGCUGCGGCAAGGGAGGAGACCUGCAAAAGUGGCAGGCUUCGAGGAAAGUCGAGCUGUACGUCGGUUGUGAUCCAGCCGACGUGUCGAUCAAGCAGGCCAAGGACCGUUAUGCGCAGAUGCAAAAGAAGUCACGGCGAAUAUUCCAUGCCGAGUUCUACGCCAAAGACUGCUUCGGAGAGUGGCUAGGUGACAUACCCAUCAUAAAGGAUGUUGGCAUCGACCCUGGCGCUGGGCCUGGGAAUGCCAUGAACCAGCGAUGGGGCGGCGGAGGCUGGGACAUGGUCACGAUGAUGUUCUGCAUGCACUACGCUUUUGAGAGCGAGGCCAAGGCAAAAGGCAUGCUAAGAAACGUCGCGGGAGCGUUGAAAAAGGGUGGACGCUUCAUAGGAUGUAUUCCCAACUCAGACGUCCUCACAGGAAAAGUCCUCGAGUAUCACAAAGCUAAAGGCACAGCCCCCGCGGCAUCGAACGGUGCUGCAGAUGAGGAAGACGAUCGACCAGCUUUCGCGAGCGACGACGAGGACGACUGGGACCCUGAGAAGAGCCUCGACAGCCCAAAGCCCAAUGAGUCCGAGCACGCAAAUGGCGAGAAGCUAGACGAGGGGAAAGAGAAGGAGAAAGAAGCAGAGAAAGACGAACAAGAAGACGGCGAGGUCGAAGACGAGGGAUUUGGUUGGGGCAACAGCAUCUACCGCGUCAAGUUCCCUGGCAAGACACCCACUGAUGGCGUUUUCAGGCCUCCUUACGGAUGGAAAUACUCCUACUUUCUCGAGGAAGCUGUCGAGGCUCCAGAGUACGUUGUACCUUGGGAGGCUUUCCGUGCCUUGGCCGAAGACUACAACCUGGAGCUGCAGUACCGCAAGCCGUUUAGGGAGGUGUGGGAUGAGCAAAAGGACGACCCUGAGCUGGGGCCUUUGAGCGAGCGCAUGGGCGUCAGAGACCGAGCGACAGGACGUCUGCUCACCACAGAGGAGGAACUGAGUGCAGCUGAUUUCUAUCAUACUUUCUGCUUCUACAAGGUCUAGAGUAAAGGCCACUGGCGUUUUGAGGGCAUGGAAUCGGGGCUCCAAGGUUUAUGCCAGGAACUGGACAGCGCAUCUGGUCGAGGGUAUCGGGGAUAUCUGUGUAUAUUACCUAUUUACUUUCCGGCAGUAGACCCGAGCAUAAAGGAUUCAUAAUUAAGCAUUCGAUCUUCCAAACGUCAUUGAUAAACUGAUAACGGUCGGAUAUCCUUCCGUAGCGCUCUGAGCCGGAUUAUCGUUACAGAUACAGGCAUUUCUAAGGGAGCCGUUGACGAACGUGUGUUAUCUUUUAACAUUUAGUAUCCAAAAAGUACGGCGAGUCCAC
Cucurbitaria berberidis CBS 394.84 is the source of this 1875-nucleotide messenger RNA. Its product is annotated as mRNA cap methyltransferas-like protein. NCBI's taxonomy places the organism in Eukaryota, Fungi, Ascomycota, Dothideomycetes, Pleosporales, Cucurbitariaceae. Gene Ontology annotation, molecular function: mRNA 5'-cap (guanine-N7-)-methyltransferase activity. The record is from RefSeq and is a predicted model, not a curated record. Bases 156 to 1553 code for a protein of 465 amino acids. Gene Ontology annotation, biological process: 7-methylguanosine mRNA capping. The transcript has a single exon. Gene Ontology annotation, cellular component: nucleus.